This is a messenger RNA of Hemiscyllium ocellatum (epaulette shark), 694 nucleotides long. RefSeq lists its product as uncharacterized. NCBI's taxonomy places the organism in Eukaryota, Metazoa, Chordata, Chondrichthyes, Orectolobiformes, Hemiscylliidae. The transcript is spliced from 5 exons. The coding region runs from base 37 to 432 and encodes 131 amino acids. The record is from RefSeq and is a predicted model, not a curated record.
AGUCUGGGGGUCUCCGGGUGCGAGUCAGUUCGGUUCAUGAGAAACUUGAGUUCGAGCAUUCAGAGGGGGGAAAAAACAAUGUGGUUUGUGAGCUUACAACUGAGUCUCGGCGCCCUGCUCAUUCAUGGAAUUGCAGCUGCACCGUUUUUGACUGAUGAGGAAGCCCAUCACUUCAUCCGGAACAAAAGGCAAGCUAAUACAAUGCAAGGAUACUGGGACCCAAACAGUGCAAAUAAUGUAUGGGGAGUCACUCAUGCAGAACAUGCAAGUGAAUACUGGACGUCAUUAAGGGACACAGCGCAGUACUACAUAGGAUUAAGUUCGAUCGGCUUUGCAUCAGAUCCAUCUGUUGUGCAGGAACAUAUCAAAAGCUAUAUGGAUUACCUGCGACAAACGAGCGUUUACCUUCAACAGCAAGCCACGUACAAAUAAUUCCAAAGAACUGAAGGAUACAAAAGACGUCAAAUAUUUUCAACUGCAUGAUUAAUUCAAAGUAGACUGUGCGAGCUCAGAAAGCAUGUCAUUACCAAUCAAUCCACCCUGACAACAUGGAAUGCCUUCUGCUCAUUACAAAGCACAAUAUAGCCACAGCUCAAUGAGCUCUAACUGUGCUGAGAUUUAUCCAGAGUAGGUGCAUGUGUUAAGCAUUUCUUGAAAAAUGUUAAUCAAUAAAUAUUGAUGGUAACAAGCUUCA